AAAAUGGCUCCUCAUUCUUCCUCCUCCCAUGUCUUCCUCCUCUCCAUAGCCCUUCUCUCCAUGUCUUGCUUUUCACUCUCCCCUCUCAUCUUACCCAUUGGAAAAGACCCAAAAACCCUUCUCUUCUACUCCCAAGUUAGCAUAGGAACGCCACGUCACAACAUGGACCUAGUCAUUGACCUUGGAGGCCCAAUCGUAUGGUACGACUGCAACACCCACUACAACUCUUCCUCCUACCACCCCGUCUCUUGCGACUCCAAACAAUGCCCUUCUGGCUCAUUCUGCAGCGGUUGCAACGGUCCUUUCAAACCCGGUUGCUCCAACAACACCUGUGGCGCCAAUAUACUAAACCCUUUUGCCAACGCAAUCUUCACCGGAGACACCGGUGAAGAUGCUUUGACAAUAGCCGGGACCAAGGUCUCUGGCUUACUCACCGGAUGUACCGAUUCACAAGGGUUCACCGGUGAGCCCAGAGUCCUGCAAGGCCUACCGCCUUCAGCGAAAGGAAUAAUAGGCCUUGCGAGGACGCAACUCGCAUUGCCAACACAGAUCUCUUCUCUCUUCAAGCUUUCUAGAAGAUUCUCACUCUGCCUAACGUCCUCGAACAAGUACGGACUGGGGAAUCUUUACAUUGGCGCUUCACCGCGCUCCACGGUAAAAAAUGUCGAUGUUUCAAAGAUCAUGCAAAGAACAAGCAUUAUUGUUAACCCAGUUAGCACUGCACCGAUCUCGAGCGAAGGUGAAGCGUCAUAUGAGUACUUCAUAGACGUGAAAUCGAUCAAGAUCGGUGGCAAGGCUCUUAACCUAAAGACUCCUCUUUUGUCCAUUGACAAAAAGGGAAACGGUGGUACCAAACUUAGCACCAUGGAUCCAUUCACCAAGUUGCAUAGUACUAUAUACAAACCUCUAGUGCGAGAGUUCAUGAAGCAGGCUUCGGAUAAGAAGAUGAAGAAGGUGCAAUCGAUUGCGCCAUUCGAAGCGUGCUACGAUUUCAAGAGUCUUGGUAGGACCAAGACAGGGUUUGACGCUCCCACGAUCGAUUUGGUGCUUGGAAAUGGGGUGCAGUGGACAAUAUACGGUGGGAAUUCAAUGGUUUUGGUGAAGAAAAAUGUGGCAUGUUUGGGAGUUGUGGAUGGUGGUAAAAAUGCAAUGACUGCUGUUGUUAUUGGUGCGCAUCAAUUGGAGGAGAAUCUUUUGGAGUUUGAUUUGGUUUCUAAUAAACUUGGCUUCAGUAACUCACUCCAUCUUCACAAUGCAAUGUGUUCCCAGCUCAGAAUCUAAGUUUUAUUAUUGGUGAAAACUCACUAUUUCACUUGAAGUUGAUAACUAAGAGCUAUUAGAUUAUUUGAUUGAUUUGAUUAAAUUUUCGUCUAAUGACUCUCAAUUUACGUGAAUUGGACUUUACCUAGAUUUUCACUUUAUUAUUUAGGCAAUGAGUACAGUGUGUAAGUUGGAUUGAAUAAAUUAAAGGCUUUUGGCCA
This is a messenger RNA of Arachis stenosperma, 1481 nucleotides long. Its product is annotated as probable aspartic proteinase GIP2. The coding region runs from base 4 to 1281 and encodes 425 amino acids. Gene Ontology annotation, molecular function: aspartic-type endopeptidase activity. Lineage: Eukaryota; Viridiplantae; Streptophyta; Magnoliopsida; Fabales; Fabaceae. Gene Ontology annotation, biological process: proteolysis. The transcript has a single exon. The record is from RefSeq and is a predicted model, not a curated record.